Messenger RNA from Heterostelium album PN500, 771 nucleotides. RefSeq lists its product as uncharacterized. The transcript has 5 exons. The record is from RefSeq and is a predicted model, not a curated record. Lineage: Eukaryota; Evosea; Eumycetozoa; Acytosteliales; Acytosteliaceae. Bases 1 to 771 code for a protein of 256 amino acids.
AUGUCUAUAGAUAGAUUCAAUUGGACAUUUCCAACAAAAGUUGAGACUACUUAUUUAAAAAAUUCAGUCGCAAUGACUGAAUAUGAUUGUUCUACAUACAAUCUCAAAUAUCUUGUGAUGUUUUUUCAAGGAACAAAUGGCGCAAUGUAUUUUAAUUCAACCUUUGUUUAUGGACCCCAAAAAGUUGGAGGUGUAGGCACAUCAUAUUAUCCAAGUGCCACACAAUUCUACAAAGAUGAUAGUAUUUAUGUAUUCCAUCAUGGUAAAGAUCCAGCUGCUUAUGCUUUAUGGGAUUCUAUUUUUGUUACUUGUAUUGGAACCGAUAAUUGUGUAUAUUGGCUCAAAACUCAAGAUGGAAAGAAUUGGACCUAUCCAAUAAAGAUAUCUAAUGAAACAACCGAUUGUGGUCCAACUUUAUGCAAUAACAGCAAUACUUUGGUUUGUUUUAUUAAAGGUCAAGGUGGUAUAUUGAAAAUGUCUACCUUUGACCGUAGUCUAAAUAGCUGGAGUGAAUUUACUACACCUACCUAUUAUUGGGCAUACAAAGGUGGAUAUGUUCCAAUUAAUCUUGAUACAGCUCCAACAUCGGUCUAUCUCCCCAAUGGUAAAGUAAUGGUACUCUGGCAAGACCCAAGCGAUGACAACUACAUUACAUAUUCAACAUUUGAUGGUAAGAGUUGGGCCUUACCAGUUGUGGUUGGUACUGGCACAUAUGAAAAAACACCUUAUCCAGUUGAUUCGGUUUUUCCAAAAUUAUCAAACAUUUUAUAA